This is a messenger RNA of Penicillium coprophilum, 477 nucleotides long. RefSeq lists its product as uncharacterized. The coding region runs from base 1 to 477 and encodes 158 amino acids. The transcript has a single exon. The record is from RefSeq and is a predicted model, not a curated record. Lineage: Eukaryota; Fungi; Ascomycota; Eurotiomycetes; Eurotiales; Aspergillaceae.
AUGUCUCAAGGAAACCCCCUCCGAGUCCUAGUCAUCGUAUCUCAUCGGAGUUCUCAAAUAUCAAAAGCACAAAACAACCCAGAAGCCCUCCUACCCAAAGCUAUCCGCCUCCUCAAAGCAAGUCAUCUCUAUAUCCCACAAGAGAGUCGCCCAACAACAAAGCUAGUGGCAGCUCAAAAGUGGCGAACGCGGGUAUUCUUCGUCUUCGAUGUCUGUCACACAACCUACGACCCCAAGCUUGGCCACCUACCCGAGCAGAACAAGCUUCCUGUUGCUGUUGUUCAUCUCAGCAAAAAGAACACAGCCUAUGUGGCGAAUGCAUGGUUGUCAAAAAGAGUCAACAGAGAUAUUUCUCUGUUUCACAAUGCCAAUGGCUUUGGAGCAGUGCCGCCUUUUAUUGAGGAUCAUACCGUCGGAAAGCCACCCGAGUAUGUGAACCCAAGGGAUAUUUCACUCUUCCAGGCCUCUUGCCUUUGA